This is a messenger RNA of Acipenser ruthenus (sterlet), 4240 nucleotides long. RefSeq lists its product as uncharacterized. NCBI's taxonomy places the organism in Eukaryota, Metazoa, Chordata, Actinopteri, Acipenseriformes, Acipenseridae. The record is from RefSeq and is a predicted model, not a curated record. Bases 576 to 1238 code for a protein of 220 amino acids. Gene Ontology annotation, molecular function: zinc ion binding. The transcript is spliced from 5 exons.
UAGGGCACACAUUAAACGGUAAAAUAGGGUCCUGUUGGAUUUCAACUGUCUUCUUUUUUUAUUUGGCAUACUGUAGUAACAGAGAUAGAGGAAAAACAGCAGCUCUUGCUUUCUUGCUAUCUACUUCCUGUUUUAACCAAGCCCAGGCUGUUUAAUAGACACCACAGCUGCAUAGUUUUGUAAGCUUGUCAAGUCGUAACCUAGCUUUACAGUUCCUGUUUCAGCAAUGAUCAGCUGGAAGUUGGUGAAUUCUGAUUGGCUUAAUUCUGCACAGCUUCCGGCAUAAACAAAAACAUUCAGCUGAUUCCCUCACAACCCGUUGUGAACAAGCAUUUGGUGGCUCUCAUACUUGGAAUAGUUUUUUUUCCUGGGACACCACAGUUGUAUGCUGAUACUGUGCAGAUAGUUGAAGAAACUGAAAACUAUGCUUGUCUGGAUGUCAGCCCAGUGAUUCAGAAAAGGUGGUGGUGGAUUCUUGCAGGAAACUAUACAAAAGACAUUGCACAAACAUCCCCUGAGAGUGAAUGCUGUUUAUAUGUGGUAGAAUUACCACUUAAAAGUGCAAGAACUAAAGGAUGGACAAUAGUUAUGAGAAUUUAAGUUCUUGCACUAGUACUGACUCUUUCCCAGUUCAUAUUUCAGAGUCACUUGAAUGCUUUAUCUGCAGAGAAGGGGAGGGGAGAGCCCGCGAUGCUUUGCUGAACUUCUGUGACUGCAAGAGCCUGCUGGCCCAUCACAAGUGUCUUCUUGCGUGGAUACGAAAGGGCCCUGGAACUGAAGACAGACCGAGAUGCAGAGUGUGCACAGCUGAGUACCACUUGCAGAAAGGAUCAGCGUGGAGGCUUGUUGCUUGCCGGUGGCAGAUCUGGAUCAUUUGCACCAUAACCUUUGCCCUCUUUGCCAUUGUCCCCUUCGUGGUGUACAGGAUGAUGACUGCCUUCAGAAACCCUCCUCCCCACCCUCUGUUCAAGGCGGCAGCAGUCUGCUUUGGACUGCUCACUGAGACACUCCUAAUUAAAUUCCUUGUGUGCUACUGCAGCAGCUCGUAUGGCAGUGCCAAGAUGUCUUCAUUCUCUGUUCGGGCACGGACUGUGGAGCGAUGCGAUGCAGGCUUCGGUCUUCUGUGGCCAGCAGCAGCCGGUCAGAACUCAUCAACAGCUGUGGGGAAAGCAGCAGAGGAGAGAAAGCAGGAGGUCCUAGUGGCGAGUGAGGGCUUGGGCCUCAAGCUCUGUGUGUGAGCACAAAUCAGCACACCCAGGCCAGGGCCUAAGGAAACCCCAGCAGCAGUGAAAAAAACAGAUUGACACUCAGUGACUCAUUUAGCUUCUGGAUUGGACAGAUUUCUUCCAUGCUGGCAGUUUUGGCCGUGUGUCACUGGGACAGAUACCACAAAGUCGUGGCUUAUCAAAAUUAUAUCGGUGAUGAAAAAAAAAAAAGUCAUCACAAUGAAGAGAUUUUAGCCUCAUAUCAACAACAGAAGACCAAGCAAUUUCUAGUUGGUAGACUUGUUUUAUUUAAAAAAAAAUGCUUUCAGCCUGCCAAAAUGGAAGAUUGGGUGAGUCAAAAUUGAGGCUUUUAAUCUAGCCAUCAUAAAUCAUUGAGGGGAUUCACAUUUCUAGAAUUCUGAUGAAAGGGUUAGGCGCACAAAACACUGUGCCUUAAAGCAUCUUCUGAAAAUUGUGGUUGUUACCAUGAGAUGUUUUCCAUCGCAAACAUCAGACUAAAUAGGGAUUGCUUACAGUAUCUGUCAUCAACACAGCUAGCCCAGCACCCCUAGAUUCAUCGGAGCAUUUUCUGGAACCCAAGUUUGAGCAAUGGUAGUGAAAAGAAAAUAUAUUUUUUUGUUUUUUCAAAUUUGCCCAGGCACUUUAAAAACAGCAUAUGGGCCCAGGAUACAGCAAAGGGUAAAAAUAAAUAUGGGAAAAUCUAUUUCCCGCUUCCUCCACAGUUGGCAGGAGGCGUGGUGCUGAAAUGGCGUGAUUGAUUCCGACAUUAAAACCUAGUACACUUCUGUUAGUGCAGUCUGUUUUAACUUCACUUUCCUCUUUGGAUGCUGAUUUCAAUCCAAGCACCUCUCUUUUCUUCACUCAUUAAAGUGGAACAGAUCUUUACUGCAGUUGGACAUAUCUUUGUCAGUCCCAAAAAUGAUCAGAUCUAAACUCUCUUAUCUUUUUUGGGAGAGGAGGAAACUUCUGUUUGUUUUCCUUUUGCAAUCCAGGGUUCUACCAGCCUACAUUUGACUCUGUCAGGUGUACAUAUGGAAGGAGAAAUUGUACACAGAUGGCCAUAGAAAAAUACCAAACCCAAGCUAAUGUAACGGGUAGUGUUGUGUGAUACACUGCUGUUACAGAUUCUGUUCUGUCCCCUGUCGAAUGCAGAUGAGCCAGGCUCUUCAGCAUUGUGGUUUAGAUGCUUGCUUGCUGGUUCGCGCCCAGCCUCUGCCCAUUACACUAACCCACUUGUCGUUUUUCAACCACAGGGACUACAUCUGAAAAGACUUAAAAGCUGAAUUUCUGAAGUUAAGUUUUUUAAGUGACCACUAGGGGCAUUUAUUACAGUUUGAUUUCGUAUUUUCCAUUUACUAACUCACAUUCACCAACAGAGAUAGGAUACUAAACAUGUAAGAAAUGUAAUAUUUGGGGAGAGGAGGGCGGGAGUGAGUAUAUGGUAGAAAGUAUUCCUUUAAAUUUUAAAGCAUCCUGUUAUCACACCUGAAAGUAUAUUAUCCAGGAUAAAAAGGAUAAUCUGAAUUUAAAACGGCAACGCAAAGCAGGUAUUUAUCUGCUCUGCAGUAUACACAAGGACUCUGUUCACCCUGAUAGGGGUGCGUCUGGUGUAAUGUUGUCUGUGCUGUCAGUUUCAGUGUUUAUUUAUUUUUUAAUUCAAAUGUAUGUGAACUGAGAUUACUAAAGGUGUGGGGGGUGCAUGGGGAGCUGGAGAAUGACUGUGUUUGAAAGUACCGUAUGGAGAAUGAAUUUCAUAAAGACAGUAAUAAUAAUCAGAAUAUUAAAAGUGUACACCUCAUGUAAUAAUGCUCAAAUUCCCUGUUGCAUGCUGGACUUGUGUAUCAAAAUAUCUUUGUAGAAGCAGUGAUUUUAUUAAAACUGGCAUUCCAAACUGAAGGAAUGAAAUGCUUGGCGUUUCAUUCUUGCUGAAGAGCCCCUAAUAAAACUUUACCCCUCCUACACAAGCUCUUUAUUAGACCAUAAAUGGCAUUCAUAUCAAAUAUUAUUAUGCAGGAAAGGCAUGCAUAUACAAUUAUAUUCGGAUUGUCUCAAUUGUGUUAAGGUUUUAUUAAAUAUGUCUGAUGGAAAUCUCACUGUAAAUGUGUUCCAUUAUGAAGCAUUUAUCCUGCCUAUUACAGCAAGCGAUUUCUGUAAACGCUCAUCGGUACAUUUUCCGGUCGCUAUAAUUGUCUCCAGCAGGAUCAUAAGGCUAACUCACUGUAUAUCUGUUGUGAAAUGCCAUAACAAAAGUGAGCCCACGCCUGUGUGAUUUCAAGGUUUAAUAUUCUGAUGUGCCAGAUGGGCACUUUCAUGACUGUGUGAGCGUGGAUUAUUUCAUUUCCUACAUCUGGGACUCCAAAUGGCUGCACAGAAUGCUUCAGGAGAAAGUUGCAGGGUGGCAACUGGGGAGGUUCACCUUCAGUGGGGAGCUGACAUGAUCUGGAAACGAGGCGGUAGAGACUUUGGCACACAUAGCUUUCUAAAGGUUGCGUGCCUGGGCUCCUAUGCAAGGCAAAUGUUCAAGAAAUAUCUGUCUAAAAUUCCUAGCAGUUGGCAGCAUCAGUUUUAAUUUAGAGCUGGUUAGGUAUGCAGGUUUUAAGUGAAGUCGUUCCUGCUUAAAAAAAAAAACUAACAAAUCAAAUGUACUUUUUAAGCCAUUAUUAUGUUGUACAAUAAUGUUUACUGCAUUUAAAUAGUUGAUCUAAGCCUUAUAAACGUUUACCAUGGUAUAUUUAGACGUUAAUUUAGCAGUUUGCCAAGUUUUUCCUAUGCUUAUACUAUACAUUCACUGUUGUUUAUCAUGGUUAACCAUCUUUUUUCCCCCACUGUGCUUUAACAUAGUUCCCAAUGAAUCACGAUUCUUGCUUGUACUUUACCAGGCUACACUUUCCAAUGCUUUCACUGCAUUUUACUGCAGUCAAUUUUAUAAACCACCUGGGUAACCACUUGUAACCAGGGUUUCCAAGUUCAGUACGGAUAUCAAUACCAAUUAAAACAUGCACAAUUGCAUGAGA